Molecule: messenger RNA, 4048 nt
Organism: Schistocerca cancellata (South American locust)
Lineage: Eukaryota; Metazoa; Arthropoda; Insecta; Orthoptera; Acrididae
Gene: vn
Exons: 7
Coding region: 1-870 (289 amino acids)
Source: RefSeq, a predicted model, not a curated record
AUGCAGAUGGAAGAAAAAGAAAAAAUCCAGAACUCGCAAGCAGGGAAAGGGAUGAAGCACCAGACAGAGGAAUAUGGUUCGCGGCCGCGGCUGUCGCUGCAGGCGCUGCCGGCCACCGUGAGCGUGCGCGAGGGCGACCGCCUGCGACUGGUGUGCCGCGCGCCCGCCAGGCGGCAGCACCAGCGGCCCCGCCAGCGCCAGCGCCAGCGCCAGCGGCCCGGCUACGGCCGGCGGCCCCGCCGGACGUCGGCGUCGGCGCCCUCCUCCCCCUCCUUCUCCUCCUCCUCCUCCUCCGGCGCAGUCAGCUUCUCCUGGUACCGCGACAGGGCGCGCCUGCUGCCGGCGCCGGCGCACUCGCGCGGCAAGGGCGCGCCGACCCACCUCAAGAUCCGCAAUAAAGCGUGGAGGUCGGUGGUGCUGAUCAGCAAGGUGACGCUCCAGGAUGCGGGCCGCUACGAGUGCCGAGCGGUCGUGCCCGGCACCUGCUCCGCAGCCAGCACUUCCACUGUGGUUACCGUCAACAGGAUACCACCGUUCUAUGGAGAACCUUGCCCUGUCGAAUACUGCAUGAAUGGCGGGACAUGCAUCUUGAUUAAGGCUGUAGGAGAGCUAGCUUGCCAAUGCGCAGAAGGGUUCCAAGGCUUCCGCUGCCAGAACAAAGACCUCACGUCAAAUGGGAAACUGAAGAGGUGUGGCCGCGGUGGGAGUGGCGGGAGCGAUGCGAAGGAAGAUGGCGACGGCAGGAGGCGAGCGAGGGGCGGCAGUUGCGUGAUCGGUGGUGGCAGCAGGUGGCACCGGGUGGACGACAGUUCCGCUGCUUUCCAGGCUGGGAAACUGCCUCAUCAGAAGAGCUCAGAAACAGAAGAGUGAGGGACAGAGCAUAGGAGCUGCAGUAGAUCGUCUCACUGUCCAAAAAUCAACCUGCCUCCUGCCUGCUCGCCUUAGCAGAGAACGCUUUUACAUGCCUCCAUGAGCUCAAAUUGCAGUGACAAUGGUUGCCACUGUGCAGACAUGAUUGUAAUGCAAGCCACAUAGGUGACAGCUGGAAACUUCUGAUUAGACUGUGACUUUUGUGUCAAAUAAACUGUGUGUAACCAGAGAGAGUCCGCAAGUUCUGGGAUGCAUUCGUGCCAGAUCCUCUUGUAUUAAAAGAAAUUCAUACCAAAGACUUAAUUAUAACUAUUUAUAUGUAGGGAAAGAGAUGAAUAACGUUAAAUAUUUCACUUUUCCCCUCUUUAUUGCCAUUAUUGCGUAAAAAUAUGUGGACAGCUAUCUUUAAAUUAGUGUCUUUACAAAACCUGUUUUCCGUAGAUGUCUUCGUCACAUUGAGUGAGAUAUGGAGAAGUGACUGAUAGGAUGCUAAGUGUAAUGGAGAUACCAAAUAUUUAAUAGAGAACUUUUGCAUUAUGUGUACAAUGAAUGUUGUGAUCUGUGUCUGCUGUUCUUCAAAGAUGUGAUGCUGUUAGUUACAACUGCAGGUACUUCAAUUUUAUGUAACUAAAAGUUCUGAAAAAAUAGUGUUGCUAAUAUGUGUUGUUGUCAGCAAUGUGCAGAGUCUUAGAUAAGCAGUGUACUAUGUUGAGUUCUUCAUAUUCAAGAACCUGAUUUAUAAGUACUGAUGCUAAAGAGGUAGAAGUUGGAACCCACACCAUCAGUUGUCUGUCAAAGGCAUGUUUAGCACUACUUGCCACAUACAUGCUUAUUUGAAUGGUCGUUUCAGCUUGAUGCUGUGUGUUUUAAAACUGAACUGUAGUUACUGUUAUGCUCGUGUCUCAAUGUAAUGUUAUAAGAAAAAAAUUAACUUAUUGUAGUCAAACAAUGGCAGCUUAUAUAGCUGUACUAUUGAAAAAAAACUUUUUAAAAAAGGUUACAGCAGCCCCAUUGAAACAAUGCUUUCUGAUGCAAAGGUUUGCUGACUGUUUCUGAAAUGAAGACUCAGAACAGUCAUUGAAAAUGCCGCAGACGCAACAGGUUAGGCAAAGUGGUUCCAAAGGAUCUUCAGUUAUUAUAACAUAUAACUAAUAGGGGGAGUGUCUUUAGUUACUACAUCAUCUGUAAAGUUAUUUUUACAGUACUUCACAGUCUAUUGAGUAACCUUAUACAGAGAUUGUAAGUUAAUUAAAUGCAGAUAUUCAAAAUACCAGACAUAAGAAUCUUACCAUCAAAUAUAUUGCUGACUGUUACAUAACAUCAAUUUGUAUGCCAACUGACUAUUUUUCAGAAUGAAAUCAUUCUUAAAUUAUUCAUCUGUUGUUUGUCUGCUGCAGCUGAAAAUAGAAUUCAACAAGCUAUAAAAGAAUAGUUAUAAAAUUUGUAUCCAGUUUGUCAAAAUAGUACAACUAAGACUAUACUGUCAUGAAGACAGCAGUUCUGUUUUGAAAAGAUCUGAUAAAGUCAUUUUAUAUAGAAAUAAUUUUAAUAUAAAGAAAUUAAAGCAUGUUUAAAUGCCAACCUGCCAGAUCGCAAUUUUAUAUUAUUAUUUGUGCCUAUGUUACAUGAAGGAAUAACAGUGAUGAACAUACGUGUAAUUCACAGCAGCAACAAAAUCAAGGGCAAGUAAAUUAGCUCUCUCAUUUUAAAUAUACCAUGUGAUAAUGUGAACACUCGUUCACAGACUCAUUCCUACUAAAAUUAUAUUAUGCUUGCUUCCUAUGUAAAUUUGCAAGAGAUCUACCAGAAGAUAGUAUGUAGUCAGUGUCUGACAGGAGCUAAAUUACACAUUCAAUUAUCCUCAUAAAUGAUUAAAGAUAAUUUCUGUUGGUCAGAAACAAAUCUGGUAUUUCUCUCUAAUCAUAACAGACAAUAGUACCUCAAUUAUAAUUAAAAAGCACCAACUAGAUAAUUUAAAGUUGUGUUAAAUUAUUGUAAUUACUCUGUAAAUAUCAUUAACCUUGAAAAAAGUAUGUAUAUAAAUGUAUAUGUCUAUAUUGUGCAUAAGAUCGAUGUACAUUUUGUGUUCUUUAAUACAACAGCUUUGGAAAGCAGUUGCUUAGAUUUUGCAUAUAUUUAAUUUUAAAAUUAUUGACCAAGUUUGCUUUAUUUGUAUUGAAUCAAUACAGCCACUUUGACAUGAAUGUGUAACUAAAAAUACUCAGCACAAUGUUUAGACUGAAACAGCAUAGUUAGUUUUCAAAAGGCAUAAUUUCCUUUGAUAUAGAGGCAGUGAACUUUGCAUCUUGUCCAAGGAUUGAUGCAGCUCAUCAAUAUCAUUUCUGUUCUCUGUAGAUGUAUUUAGCUGCCAUUAUUAAUUUGAGUUCAUAUGAUACAGUUAUGAUUCUUUAAGAAAUUAUUACCUUACAUAUGGUGCAGCCUUUACAGUAAUUUCAAAAUACUUGAUCCUACUGGUACGUGGUUGAGUUUGCUACCUCAAGAGAGCUCAUGUUUCUCUGCAUUGCCUAAUUCUACAAAGAAAGAUAAUAAAUUGUGACAAUAAUAUCUAGAUAUAUAUAAAUAUAUGUCAGUAAUAGCCUCAAGUAAUGCAUUUCUGAUAAAGAGUAUUGUUUGGCCAUCUUUUGGUCUUUCACUGUUUCACAAAUACAAUAGUUUGAAUAUUUGACAGGACAUUGUAUUGCAUUAGAAUUGAUGUGAAUUACAAAAUGAGUACAGAAAUUUCUAGGAAACAACCAAUGCAAGCAGUAUGGUGGUCAUUUCAACAGUGCAGAUAUUCUCUCAGUAGUUGCUUUAAAUGUUUAAGGUUGUAAUAUUGUUCUAGAAAUUUAGUAAUUUUUAUGUUACCUAUGUAUAUCAGUAUUAUAGUAUAUUAAAUCAAUCUUCAAUCAGUUAUUAAUAACAGCUUCAAAAAUUACUAGUUCAGAUUUCCUCCAAUCAAAAUGAUCACCCUACAUGCAUCAGUAACAUAAAAAAGAAUUGUUUAAAAUUCCAUAUUAUAGGAUUUAUCUUUUAUUCAUAUGUUUUGUGACUGUUUUAUACAAAAUGAGUACAUUAUCAUUCUUGAAAACCAGCAGUAUUUAAAAAAAACUUAUUUUCUCUUUUUUAUUUUUGAUUAAAAUGUAAAUAGUUAUAUCUUUUCUUAAUUCAAUCAAUAAAU